AUGCCUCCCAAACUAUCUCUAGCGACCCGGACUGUUCACGCUUCCAUCGGGCAAGUCUGGGGGAUUGUGGCUGCCUACGGAGGAGAGUGUCUCUGGUUUCCGAACGUGACGAAGUCGACGCUCGAAGGAUUCGGAGUUGGGUCUACUCGCUCGCUCUGGUUCGAGAAUGGUCCGGACGGGAAGGAAGCGUGGGACGAUAAGCCUGUGCGUGAGCAACUUGUACACGCUGACGGCGCAGCCUAUUCCCUCCGUUGGCAGAUCUUCAACGACAACAUUGGCGAGGUGCUGUCCUUUUCCACUCUCAAGCUUCAUGCCAUCAGCGACAAUACCACGGAGAUAACCUGGUCUGGAGAGACAACCUUCCCUGACGGGCCGGAGCGGGAGGGUCUCAAAGUAUUCAUUGAGGCCAUGUAUAAUGGAGCCAUGGAGGCCAUUGCGAACAAGUUGGAGCAGUAA
Molecule: messenger RNA, 456 nt
Organism: Verticillium alfalfae VaMs.102
Lineage: Eukaryota; Fungi; Ascomycota; Sordariomycetes; Glomerellales; Plectosphaerellaceae
Exons: 1
Coding region: 1-456 (151 amino acids)
Source: RefSeq, a predicted model, not a curated record